AUCCAUGUGCCCACAUGGAUGAUACUCAGUGAGGAAGGAAGUUCAAGUUUUAACGCACAACACAACUAGUACGAUUCCUCCAUAAUAUAAUCCCAUCGUUAUUCAUCUUCUUCCUUCACUAACGAAGAAGAACAAGAACAAGAGAGUUAUAGAGUUUGAACAGAAACAGACAUAUAUAUAGAUACCCACACACACACACACAUAUAUAUAUAUAGUAGUCCUUUAAAAAAAACAUAUAUAUAAUAGAAAACCCAUUAAUCUCUGGCUAUAAUACGAAGUGGGUUUGCGUUGGUUUUGUGAAAAAAUGAAAGAGAAAAGCGAGAGUGGAGGUGGGUAUGUGAGAGCGGAUCAGAUAGAUCUGAAGAGCUUGGACGAGCAGCUGCAGAGGCAUCUGAACAGAGCAUGGACGAUGGAGAAGGCCAAGAAAGGAGAUCAAGACGAAGAAGCUUCUGCCGCCACCGCUAGGCCCAACAACAGCAAUAACACCGCCGCAAGGCAAGACUGGGAGAUUGACCCUUCUAAGCUUAUCAUCAAGUCUGUCAUCGCUCGUGGCACUUUUGGGACUGUUCAUAGAGGCGUUUAUGAUGGCCAAGAUGUAGCUGUUAAGCUUCUUGAUUGGGGGGAAGAAGGACAUAGAUCGGAAGCUGAAAUAGCUUCUCUAAGAGCUGCUUUCACGCAAGAAGUUGCAGUUUGGCAUAAACUUGACCACCCUAAUGUUACCAAGUUCAUUGGGGCGACAAUGGGCUCAUCGGAGCUACAGAUACUAACCGAAAAUGGCCAAAUUGGCAUGCCUAGUAACAUGUGUUGUGUAGUUGUGGAGUAUUGUCCUGGGGGUGCACUGAAAUCUUACCUCAUAAAGAACCGAAGAAGGAAGUUGGCAUUCAAAGUAGUUGUCCAACUUGCACUAGAUCUUGCAAGAGGGCUAAGCUAUCUUCAUUCACAAAAGAUUGUGCACAGAGAUGUAAAAACAGAAAACAUGCUUCUGGACAAGACCCGUACGGUGAAAAUAGCGGAUUUUGGGGUUGCUCGCAUUGAGGCUUCUAAUCCUAAUGAUAUGACUGGAGAGACUGGAACCCUUGGUUACAUGGCUCCAGAGGUUCUCAACGGUAAUCCAUACAACAGAAAAUGUGAUGUGUAUAGUUUUGGUAUCUGCAUGUGGGAGAUAUACUGCUGUGACAUGCCGUAUCCCGACCUUAGUUUCUCAGAAGUAACAUCAGCCGUUGUCCGCCAGAAUCUAAGGCCUGAAAUACCGCGGUGUUGCCCGAGCUCUCUAGCAAACGUAAUGAAGCGGUGCUGGGAUGCAAAUCCCGACAGGCGGCCGGAGAUGGACGAGGUGGUCGCCAUGUUGGAGGCCAUCGACACGUCGAAGGGUGGAGGCAUGAUUCCUCUUGAUCAGCCUCAGGGUUGUCUCUGUUUCCGACGGUACAGAGGACCUUGAUUGAUGUGAAUCCUUCUUGAAGCAGAGAGAUCGUAUGAUUGUGGAGGGAAAUACGUGACAGUCAAUGUACUAGAAAAUUCAAUUUGUACUUUAUUCAAUUGGAAAACAGAUUGGUAAAUUAUUAAGUCGAGGAAAAUACAAAUCUGUGGAGGCUAUAGAGGGGCUCUUCAAUAUGCUGCCAUCUAUUUCUGUUUAUUGGACUAUAGAUUUUGUAUAAAGCUUUUUCAUCCU
Messenger RNA from Morus notabilis, 1669 nucleotides. RefSeq names its product serine/threonine-protein kinase STY13. Gene Ontology annotation, cellular component: plasma membrane. Gene Ontology annotation, biological process: protein phosphorylation. The record is from RefSeq and is a predicted model, not a curated record. Gene Ontology annotation, molecular function: protein kinase activity; ATP binding. Bases 305 to 1438 code for a protein of 377 amino acids. NCBI's taxonomy places the organism in Eukaryota, Viridiplantae, Streptophyta, Magnoliopsida, Rosales, Moraceae. The transcript is spliced from 6 exons.